UGGGUGGGUGGCUUUAUUAUUAUUAUUAAAAAGAACCUUUUCAAUUAUUAAUUUAUAACUAUUAAGUAACAGCUGAGGAAAUACCUUUUAUGAUACGGAAGAAAGCAGCAAGGACAAAAAAAAGCCUAUUUUCCUGAGCCUUUCGUGUGUGUGUGUGUGUGUGUGUAUUUGGGGGGGGGGCUAUCUUAAAUUUAUAAAUCAAAACUAUUUUCAUAAAGAUCCAAAAUGUCAUCAUUUGCAAAAGAUUUUAGCAAAGCGAUGUCUCAGGCCGGUACUUCCCAAUUCCAGGAAGCAAUUAGACAAGAACUGGAAUAUUCCAUGAAAGUGGAACUGGACAAAAUACUCGCAACAGCACCACAGAAUGAAGUAGAGCACACUAAGAAAGACCUUGAAGGGUUUAAGAAGCUUUUUCACAGAUUCUUACAAGAAAAGGGACCUUCUGUGGACUGGGAGAAGAUUCAGAGACCUCCAGAAGAUUCUAUUCAGCCCUAUGAGAAGAUAAAAGCAAGAGGAUUACCUGAUAGUAUUGCUUCAGUUUUAAACAAGUUAGUUGUAGUGAAACUCAAUGGCGGUUUGGGUACCAGUAUGGGAUGCAAAGGUCCAAAAAGCCUCAUUGGUGUGAGAAAUGAGAAUACCUUCCUGGAUCUGACAGUUCAACAGAUUGAGGAUCUAAAUAAAUCAUACAAUACAGAUGUUCCUCUGGUACUAAUGAACUCCUUCAACACAAAUGAAGACACGAAAAAAAUCUUGCAAAAAUACAGCCAUAGUCGUGUGAAAAUUCACACUUUCAGUCAAAGCAGGUACCCACGAAUUAAUAAGGAGUCUUUACUACCAGUAGCAAAAGAUGUGUCUUAUACAGGAGAGAAUACAGAGGCUUGGUAUCCCCCAGGUCAUGGGGACAUCUAUGCAAGUUUCUAUAAUUCUGGAUUGCUGGAUACUCUUAUCGGUGAGGGGAAGGAGUAUAUUUUUGUGUCCAACAUAGAUAACCUUGGUGCCACUGUUGAUCUCUACAUUCUUAACCACCUUAUGAAUUCGCCAAAUGGAAAACGGUGUGAAUUUGUUAUGGAGGUCACCAAUAAAACAAGGGCAGAUGUUAAGGGUGGUACACUCACACAAUAUGAAAACAAACUGAGACUGGUAGAAAUAGCCCAAGUGCCAAAACCACAUGUUGAUGAAUUCAAAUCUGUUUCAAAAUUCAAAAUAUUCAACACUAACAACCUAUGGAUUUCAUUAACUGCAAUUAAACGGCUGCAAGAGCAGAAUUCUAUUGAUAUGGAAAUUAUUGUCAAUCCAAAGACUUUAGAUGGUGGUUUAAAUGUUAUUCAGCUGGAGACUGCUGUUGGUGCUGCUAUUAAAAGUUUUGAGAACUCAAUGGGAAUAAAUGUACCCCGUAGCCGCUUCCUGCCGGUCAAGACCACAUCUGAUCUUCUACUUGUUAUGUCUAACCUAUAUAGCCUUAAUGCUGGAUCUUUAACAAUGAGUGAGAAAAGGGAAUUCCCUACUGUUCCACUUGUCAAAUUGGGAAGCUCUUUCACUAAGGUUCAAGAUUACCUGAGGAGGUUUGAAAGUAUCCCGGAUAUGCUUGAAUUGGAUCAUCUGACUGUUUCUGGCGAUGUCACAUUUGGCAAAAACGUUGCAUUAAAGGGAACAGUCAUCAUUAUUGCAAACCACGGUGACAGGAUAGAUAUCCCACCAGGAGCAGUACUGGAGAACAAAAUAGUCUCUGGGAAUCUUCGGAUCCUGGACCACUGAGCUGAUAUGAACUGAUGCUGUUGUUGUUGGUAAUCUACUAGAACAGUUUCACAAAUGGAAGAGCCCAUAGGCAUUAGAUUUGUACACAGUACCUACAGUAUUAUUUUAAAGUAGUUUUUUCUGUACUUUCUCAAAUGAAAGAAUACUUAAGGAGAUUCAAAUCUUUAAAUUAUUCUGCUGUUCAAUUAAAUCUAAAGUGCAAUAUUGUUUGUCUUAAGGCAGGCAGCUCUUACGUAAGGAAUUUAACAUGCUGUUUAAUCAAUUUUGAAUUGCUUGUAACCGAAAAAAGUUGUGAAGCAAUAUGCUGUUAAAUAUUAAGUACAUCCACUUUAUGAAGUAUAAAUGACACCCACGAAAAACACCCAGAGUUUUGCUAUUAAAGCAAGUAAAGUGUUUAAAAUGUCUAAUACUUAACUGUUGACAUUGUUUUCUCCUAUAGUUAAUACGUCAAGCUAUACUACUCACAGCAGCUCUUCCUUUUCACAGAUAGUUCAAUACCUCACUUUUAUUAUGCUCUAAAGCUAGAGUUGUUGCUCUCCUUUACUUACCCAAAGAAAGACAGCUUGAAUGAAACAUUGGAAUGGGUACUUUGGUCACUCUCAUUACCUUACAUCUUCUAGCUUAUCUCUUAGCGGUUAAGAGUUCCAGUAUAUCUUUAAAUAUGGGACAGAUCAACUAUUCAGUGUACUCAUGUUCAUACAAAUUAAAUCAUGUGACAGUAUAAAUGUGGAAAGAAAUUCCACACCUCUACAGGUACUUAAAUAAAAAAAUAUAAAGCCCUC
This is a messenger RNA of Elgaria multicarinata webbii, 2534 nucleotides long. RefSeq names its product UDP-glucose pyrophosphorylase 2 (gene UGP2). The transcript is spliced from 10 exons. Bases 226 to 1752 code for a protein of 508 amino acids. Gene Ontology annotation, molecular function: UTP:glucose-1-phosphate uridylyltransferase activity. Gene Ontology annotation, biological process: UDP-alpha-D-glucose metabolic process; glycogen metabolic process. NCBI's taxonomy places the organism in Eukaryota, Metazoa, Chordata, Lepidosauria, Squamata, Anguidae. The record is from RefSeq and is a predicted model, not a curated record. Gene Ontology annotation, cellular component: cytoplasm.